This is a messenger RNA of Entelurus aequoreus (snake pipefish), 4763 nucleotides long. It is a transcript of the gene pbxip1b, whose product is annotated as pre-B-cell leukemia homeobox interacting protein 1b. The transcript is spliced from 13 exons. The coding region runs from base 1858 to 4215 and encodes 785 amino acids. Lineage: Eukaryota; Metazoa; Chordata; Actinopteri; Syngnathiformes; Syngnathidae. The record is from RefSeq and is a predicted model, not a curated record.
UGACGUCCCACUGGGGUGAGUUUUCCUUGCCCGUAUGUGGGCUCUGUACCGAGGAUGUCGUUGUGGCUUGUACAGCCCUUUGAGACACUUGUGAUUUAGGGCUAUAUAAAUAAACAUUGAUUGAUUGAUUGAUAGACUUGCGAUUCUUAUUUAUCCCCAUUCUAUAUCGAUUCAAAAUUCUCCAAAAUCGAUUAAAAUGUUUUAUUAUUAUCAUUGUUAUUAUUUAUUUAUUAAAAAAAAAAAAAAAGAAUAGAUGUUUAAUAAGGUCUAAAAAAAUGUUUUACAAAAGUGUCAUUGUAAUUAUUAUACCAAAUAAUAAAUUGCAAGAAUUGGUUUGAAUCGAGAAUUGUGUUGAAUCGAGAAUCAAUUCUGAAUCGAAUAGUCACCCCAGGAACCGGAAUCGGAUCAAAUCGUUAGGUGGCCAAAGAGUCACACCCCAUUGUGGAUUAAGAACUGCAAAAUUUGGCGCAUUAACCAUAUGAUUUAGGGAUGCACAAAAAAAUCGAUUCACAUCCAAAUCGUGAUUCUUACUCAUCCCGAUUCUAAACCGAUUCAUACUUUUCAAAGAUCGGUACAAAUAAUAAAAAAUAUUCAAACGUUUUUGAAAUCCAUUUUUAUAAAUACCUUUUUAGGCCAUCUCCAUGCAACCAGAGGGAACUUUUCUAACCUGUAACCUGUUUUGAAAAAGUUUCAUCAUUGCAAAAAUUGGUUCGAAUUGAGAAUCAUGGUAAAUCAGGAAUCGAUUCUGAAUCAAAUUGUCACCCCAAGAAUCAAAAUCUGAUCGAAUCGUCAGGUGGCCAAAGAAUCAAACCGCUUUGUGGCUGAAAAAUUGCAAAUUUUGGUGCAUUAACCAUAUAAUUUAAAAAUGCACACCAAAAAUGUAUUCACAUCUAAAUCGUGAUUCUAAAUCAAUUAAAUUAAUGUUAAUGAGUGGGGGAGGGAGGUUUUUUGGGUUGGUGCAGUAAUUGUAAGUGUAUCUUGUGUUUUUUUAUUUUGCUUUAAUAAAAAAAACCCAAAAAAACAAAAAAACAACAACGAUACCGAUAAUAAAAAACCUGAUACCGAUAAUUUCCGAUGUUACAUUUUAAAGCAAUUAUCGGCCGAUAAUAUUAUCGGACAUCUCUACAAAUAAUACAUCACGAGAAUCGGUUUGAAUAGAGAAUAGAGAAUCGUGAAUCGAGAAUCCCUUCUGAAUUGAAUCGUCACCCCCAGGAAUCAGAAUCAAAUCCAUAUAUGUGGCGCAAGACUCACACCCCAACAAAAUUACUGUAAAUGUACCUUUUUGUGUGAUUCAAUGCUAUUAAGCCACUACUUAGAUUUACUGUAUUACAAAUAAUUUCCUUUGAAAUGAUUAUUAUUGCUAAUUCUAAUCUUGCCUUGGUUAGAAUACAUAUUUACUGUACUUGUGUUGUGAGGGACUACCUAUUGUCCACCUGCCAUGUGUCAAUCAACCAUGACGAUUUUAAACCAACUGCAUUGAUGACGCGCUCCCAUUGGUCAAAGUGAAGACCGAGGGGCGGGACAGAAGCAAAGCUCCCCUCUGAUUGGACGAGGGGCGUGCGGCUGGUGGCACUUUGCAGGCAGGUUCUGAAAUGAAACAGUUUGCAAGUUGGAUGGGAAGCAGGAAGGAGGAUUAAAGAAGACUCUCUCGGAGCUCGGACUGCCUGACUUGGAUAAAGUAACCGAUAAAAGGGUUCCUGCCACCUUCCUUAAAGUUGCUUAGUGCCAGUGAAAGCAAUACAGACCUCCUCAAGCCAUGACAGAGGUGUCAUACAACUAAUUGCGUGUUCCUGAGAAGAUAUCCAACUACAGAACAUCAUCAUCAAGAGACACGCACAGCCUCAAAGGGGCAGGGCCAUGUCUGGUGGCAACAGUGCUAACAACAGCUGGACCAUCGUCAGUCCUGAGGAGCCUAUUGCUGGAACCGUGAGGCCUCAGGAGGAUGUGACAAAGCAUCAUGAGCAAGGCGGUAGUCCAAGCAACCAGCCUGCAGAGGAUGCCGCAUCUUCAGGGGGUCUUACUGUGGUUGACCGCAAGGCAGCUGAUGAGAGAAAGGAAGACCUGAGUGGAGACUCUGAUCGUCCCUCCUCCAUGCCCUCAUCUGUCACUGAUGACCCCGUUCUCUCCCACCAUGCACUCGCUGACUCCACAAGUCACAUGACACCCUCCUCUGAAGAGUCCCCGGGCUCUGCGCUUAGCACUGAGACUCUGGGAGGGGCUGAACUCACAUCGGAAGGGAGGUUGACACAAGAGGGAGCAGAGUGUCUUCUACAGAAGGUGGAGGACCAACAGCAGGAAGGGGAGGACUCGCACCUGGCUCCAACGUGUGCUGAAAAACACACAGACUCCCAGUGUUUGGAUGAAGAAAAAGCCGAAGAGUCCAAGGAGCAAGCAGACACCGAGGAGAAGAGGAGGACUCUCCUGGCAUCUCUGGAGCGCAUCGGGAGGAUAGAUGAGGAAGAGGAGGAAGGAGAGGAAGAAUUCCAUCUGCCACAACGGCAGGACGACAGUAUGUUCUCCCUGAACAGGUGCAUCCUGGGUGCGGUCAUCCUGGUCAGCCUGGGAACCAUUCUGUUCUCAGGUGUCUUCAUGGACCUGGAUGACGACAGUGACUCCAUUACCAGGGAUUUUAGAGAUUCAGAGGAACCAGGAAAACAGGAGUGGCUUCAUCCAGAAGUUCCCUCAUCCCCAGUAGAUGCCGACAGCUCUGAGCUUCUGAGCAAAAUCGCCAAAGGAAACCAGCAGAUUUCUGUUCUGCAAGCCCAACUACAGGUGCAGAAAGAAGAGCUGAAAGCGGCGAAGGGUCAAGCGGCGAAGGGAGAAUCGCAGCGUCUGCGCUGGGAGGAGGAAAACAGCAGGUUGAAGUCAGAGAUGGCGUCUCUCCCUCUCCUUCAGAAGGAAAACGAGAGGAUGAAGCGAGAGCUGGAGACGCUGCCGACCCUUCAGAAAGAACUUGAGACCCUCAGGACCACUGUCACCGAGUGGAAACGCACAGUGCCCCCAAGUGGUCAGCUAGCAGACGCACAACAGGUGGCAUCUCCCAAACACGGGAAAGAACAGAGAGAGACGUUUCAGAAGAAGGAUAAACACGACCGGGGCGAGAAAAAAGAGUGGAAGGAGAGCAAAAAGUCAGAAUGGAAAGAAGGUGACAGACAUGAGCGCAAGGAGGCCAAAAGUGUGAAACGUGAGCAAGACAAGGUGAAGAAAGGGGAAGGACGGCCUGAGAGAAAGAAUGAGGAGAAAGAGCGGAAGAAGGAGAAAGUGAGCCGAGGAGACGAGGGCAAGAAGGAGAAAGGUGAGAAGACGGAGAGGAAGGAAUGGAAGGAGGACAAAGAGUGGAAGAAGGACAAGCAUGAGAAGAAGACGAAGGAGUGGAGAGGAGGAAAGGAUGAAGGAGAGACUCACAAGAUGAAGGACAAGUGGAACGGGGGAAAGAAAGUGAAGGAUGCCUCUGGGGAACAUGGCAAGGAAAAAUGGGAGAGAAGCGAGAAGAAGAAGAAGAAGGAUGGGAACUGGAUGAAUAAAGACCCAAAAGAGGAGAGGAAACAUUGUGAGGAUUCCAAAAAACAAGAAAGAGAGAAGGAUGAGUGGAAGAAUCAGAACAGGAAAGGUGAUCCGCAUUCCCUGAAGGCAAUGAAAAAAGGGAGGAGGAAAGAGGACAGCGGAGAGUGGAGAGAAGAUGCCACACAUGUGCACACAGUCACUGGUUACCACCAUCAGCACCAGGAGGAGCACCUGUGGACAUCACCCCCCCUCCAUCAGGACCAAGCAGACUACUGGACCCAGCAGAGGAACCGCCUCCACAGGAAGCCCAAAGCCCCCGAGCACUGCCCCUCCCCGGAGGCCUGCGCCCAGGCGGAGGGCCUGCGCCCCGUCCCCUUCGCCCAGUUCCAGACCCUCCUCCAGGCCUACCUGGCCAAGGCGGAGCAGGCCGGCGUGGACUCCUCCCAGAGAGAGGCCCUCCAGAAGCUCGCCGCCGAGUUCUUCCAGGACGGCGUGUUCGUGCACGAGCGGGCCCACUUCCGCCGCUUCGUCAAGGACGUGGCCAACAUUCUGGAAGACAUGGUGGAAGGGGACGACGAGGACGACGAGGACAGCGCGCUGGAGGACGAAAUGGAGGCGUUCGGAAGGGAAGCGGUGGAGAGGUUCCUAGCGGCGGGGGGGGAGACACAUAAAGGCGAGGGGAAGAAGGAGAGUGGGCGAGCGACCGGCUGAUAGAGAAAGUUCUAAGACGGAACAUUGGAACAUUUCAUUUCAUUUAGUGCCCAUGUUUUGAUUGCAUAACCAGGCAAAUGUUCCGCAUAUCAAGAAGGAACGUACUGUACUGUACUGUGCAGCCACCUUACUAUUGACAUCAUUCUAUUGGUUUCCAUGGUGAUGUUUCAGUGGCGGGAAAUAGUGCUUUUUUCUUUUUUAAGUAAGAAGUCUGUUGGAUUCCUUUUGGAAUAUUUGUACAUACUUGCAUUCAAUACUUAAGUUAAACACAAAAAGUAACAUUUUUUUUUGCUCAUUUUGGCAUUUUAUAGGAAGGCACAUAAAAUACUUUUAUAAGCUUGUUUGUAGCGUUUCAGUUACAUAACCCUGCACUAAAGUGUUCUCAAGUUUGUGUGUUAUUAUUGAACAUAUUGACAAAUGCACUUGUUUAUUGUUUACUUUUGCUUAUUUUCAGCAUAGAAACUUUCGUUCUCUUAGAAUGUUGAUAAUGUCACUUGUGUUGUUGCCAUGGCAGCGGUUUAAUAAAGUUGGGCACCCUACACUCACAA